AUGGAUGAAAUAUUCAACCACAGCGGAGCGCUCAAUCGAAGUUCGCCUGGCGAUGAGAAAUUCAGUUUCGAAGACAUCGACGUGAGCGCGGACUGCACCUUCAUCCUGAGGAUACUCAUCUCCGUGGUGUACUCCGUAGUUUGCGCAAUGGGUUUGGUGGGGAAUCUGCUCGUUUUCUUCCUCAUGAGGUUACGACAAGGUCGAAAGAGGUCCACCAUUAAUUUUUUCAUCAUCAACUUGGCGGUGACAGACUUCCAGUUCGUGCUCACUCUGCCCUUCUGGGCUGUGGACACCGCGCUGGACUUCAGCUGGCCGUUUGGAGACGCCAUGUGUAAAAUCAUCCUCUCGGUCACCGUGAUGAACAUGUACGCCAGCGUGUUUUUUCUCACUGCCAUGAGUGUGACCCGCUACCUGUCUGUCGCGUCGGCCCUAAAGAAAAAGGCUUACAGGAGGUCACGGUGUGUGAAGUGGGUGUGCGCGGUGCUGUGGGUGGCGGCAACGGUGGCAACAGCUCCGACAACUAUCUUCUCCACCGUGACUGUGGUCGCUGGAGAAAAACUCUGCCUCCUUAAGUUUCCUGAAGGGCACGACUGGCUCGCCCUCUAUCACAUCCAGAAAAUACUGAUAGCGUUUGUCAUCCCGAUGCUCAUAGUGUCUGCUAAUUACCUGAUGCUCCUGCGCUUCGUCAGGCGGAGGAGCAUGGACAGCAGCAACCCGAAACGAAGAUCUAGAGUCACCAAAUCAGUCGCUAUCGUGGUUUUGUCUUUCUUCUGCUGCUGGAUGCCAAAUCACGCCAUCACCUUUUGGGGUGUCUUGGUCAAAUUUAACGCAGUCAACUGGGAUAAAUCAUAUUACAUGGUGCACACGUACGUGUUCCCGGUUACUGUGUGCUUGGCGCACGCAAACAGCUGCUUGAAUCCGGUGCUUUACUGCCUGAUGAGGCCAGAGAUCAGGAAGAUGCUCAGCGGUUUGUUUUGGAGAGUCUCCACUCCGUCCUCCAACAAGGGCUGCGCGACGCGCUCUUUUACGCACGGAGAAACGCAGGGAGUCGUGCCUCUCCAGAUCAUGGACAAUGGAGAGUACACGCUGUCCAUAAUAGACCGGAAAGGCUUAACAAGCUCCAAAAUUAUCCCAUACACCCGAUAA
Morone saxatilis (striped sea-bass) is the source of this 1146-nucleotide messenger RNA. RefSeq names its product relaxin family peptide receptor 3.3a2 (gene rxfp3.3a2). NCBI's taxonomy places the organism in Eukaryota, Metazoa, Chordata, Actinopteri, Moronidae. Gene Ontology annotation, molecular function: G protein-coupled receptor activity. The record is from RefSeq and is a predicted model, not a curated record. Gene Ontology annotation, biological process: G protein-coupled receptor signaling pathway; immune response. The transcript has a single exon. Gene Ontology annotation, cellular component: membrane. Bases 1 to 1146 code for a protein of 381 amino acids.